Molecule: messenger RNA, 1354 nt
Organism: Medicago truncatula (barrel medic)
Lineage: Eukaryota; Viridiplantae; Streptophyta; Magnoliopsida; Fabales; Fabaceae
Exons: 1
Coding region: 532-1158 (208 amino acids)
Source: RefSeq, a predicted model, not a curated record
GGAAUAAAACAAUUGAUUACAUGCUUCUAAAAAUUGAGGAAAAGCUGAGUGAAUUCACAAGGAUGUUGGUUCAAUUUAUGAAAUUCCAAAUUUUACGGGAUAUAUUUAGACAUCGUGUUUAUGAAUUAAAAGAAAAAUGAGGUUGAAGAAAGAAAACAUGUGGCGUGGCUUUAAUUUUAUAAUGAGAUAGGAAUUUCUCUCACUACUAGUAGUAGUAAUUUAAUCUGUUGAAUUGAUCCAAACUUGCAAGCAAGGUAUUUUUCAAAGCAUCAAAAUCAGAGUUACUUACAAAGCAAACAUAGUCCUAAUCACAAAAAUUACUGCCUCUUCAUCACGCUUUCUCCUUUAUGAAUUCAAUGCUCCCACACAACUACCAAGUCCAUAACCUACCACCUUUUUUCCUUCCACGCCUUAAACUGCAUAUUUUCCUUUCUUUCUUUCUUGAAAUAUUCAACAUUAGAGUCCAUUAAAUUAACCCAUAACUGCAUCUGUACAAACUUCAUCAUUCGUAGUAAAAAGAUUGAAUUCUUAAUGGGUGGCCAACAAAAGAAGAUUAGUCAAAGAGCAAGGGAUCAUGUUAUGGGUUUCAAAGUUUCUCACAAGCCUGCAGGGUUUGACCUUAUGCAGAACUGUGAUCUUCCUCCUCCUUCCAAGGUUUUUCUAGGUCCAGAUAAGACCGUCAUAUUUUCCAUGAAUAGGGUCUGUAACAUUUCAGGCAAAGAAGAAGAGCAAGAUAGCAAACAGUAUGGUACUUACCAGCUCGAAAAUGGUGAUGAUGAAAAGGAUAAAAUGAAGCUUCUUAAAGCGCUGGAAGCAUCUCAAACACGGGCCAGAGAGGCAGAAAAGAUGGCUGCAAUUCUAAGAAAAGAAAGGGAUGGUCUCUCUAUUGCUCUGUUGGAAGAGGCCAUGCAGUUGUUUGCUUGUCGCCAACAGAUGAGAUUGCUUGAGCUUCAAGUUUUGAAACUGCAACAACCCCUUUGGCUGCAGCAACAACCAGCAAUGUCGAUGUUUGGUUGCUAUGCCAGAUCUUCAGAGAGAACUGUAGGAUUUCCCAAUGAAGAUGGCCACGAUGAAAAAACCACUAGUGUUACAUGGGUUCUGGCUUUGAUUUUUUCAUUGGGAAUUGGGGUUGCCAGUGCCCUUGCUUGGGGAUACUAGUCUUGUUGCUAUUGCAUAUGUGUUGUUGAUACAUGAAAGACGGUCUGUAUAUACAAAAUUUUGCUUUAUAUUAAUACUCAAAUAUAAUUUCAUUACCAAUCCAUUGUGCCAAACGAGUAUCACUAUAUUGGUUUACUACCAUUCUGUGCAACGGGUUACUUGUUUACGCAGAAUACUUUGAAUGGUCUUAAUGGAU